Messenger RNA from Meloidogyne enterolobii, 199 nucleotides. The record is from the annotation of a GenBank genome assembly. Lineage: Eukaryota; Metazoa; Nematoda; Chromadorea; Rhabditida; Meloidogynidae.
AUGCUAAAAAAUCCCAGAAGAGGGAUUUUUGUCCAUCAGUGUAAUAAUUGUAAGGAGAAACAGAUGCGUAGAGAAGAAUAUCUCUUCAAGGGAGGAGCAAGUGGAAUAUUUGUACUCACUAUUGAAAUAUGCGGUGAUGAUCUGGAUAAAAAUAUAGAUAUUGCGGACUUCUAUGGGCAAAACUGGGGUAGGAAAUAAA